GAGCAUUUUCCGAGGUUUUGGAAGCUCCAACGGUGUUCCUGAUGUUUGAGUUUCUCGAAACAUUGCAUUUCUUAUUCUUCGCACUUGGUAUGUCCAGAGGUGGAGGUAGCCAUUUCAAUCUCAUGACAUUUUGAGGUUUUUGGAAGUUGGUGAAGUUUGGGAGAGUCUCAUGGCAGUCUCUCGGGUGCAAUGUCUGCGUAGGGUUUUACUGGAGUCUCGUCUGGGAAUAGCCACAUCGGGGACGAGAUUGUUUAGCACGGGGCUGGAAGAUGCGUCGAGUGGAGUGGGAUCGGCCGAGUCGGUGCGGCCGCCUGUUGUUGAAGGCAGCAAUGGAGGGAAGAAGGUUGUUGGUCAAGAAUUAGCUAUGAUGAGACGGGAGUAUGAGAAGCAGAUGUCGGAUCUGCGGAAGAAGUUUACCGCUGACGAGGAACGGAGAAAGAAGGAGAAGCGACAGAUGGAGCUGAUUACUCGUGAGAGGAUUAUGGUGGAGAAAGAGAAGCGGUUGGCACUUAAGAAGGAAAAAUCGCAGAUCCGCGCCGUAGAAGUUGCAGAAGAGAUGAAAGCUCUUCGUGCUAGGCUCGAGGAAGAGAGGAAAUCUAGGGCAGCCCGACGGCAGUUUAGAGAGAAGAGACUUCUUCGAUUAAUUUCGAAAGAAAAGGAAGCAGUCCGACAGCAAAGUUCUAUGUGGAUUGAGGAGAAGGACUUAGAGCGACGCAUAUUGGAUGCCUUAGUCGAUCCGUUUUAUUUGUCUGGUUCUUAUGCGUUGCCAGAUAGAGAUGAACCCAUGUCCAUCGGUGAUGAUAGUGAUGAAGAUGAUGAAUAAAAAAAAUGAGCAGGUGUUAUGGAACGUUAGAUCAGCUCACAAAUCAUCUUUUUAGACAUUUAUCUUCAGUCAGGAUAGUCUACAUGAUUCAUAUGUCGACUCUUUUUAUUACUCUUGGUGUUACUCUUGUUACUCCUUAUCUCCUCUUGGCCUCUGUCAACAUAGUAGUUGAGUACAUUUGAGAUAUGUGCUACGUUCUCUCUCCGAAGGAAAAACAGCAACUAUGGUGAUGCAGGCAGCGUAGGGAAUCAGCUACCAUUCAGUUUAUGGUUAGGGAGUACUUAAGUUAAAUGAGGGACGCAACCCACUUGGAAUUCAGGGUGUGCAGAGGUAUUCAACCGUGGAAGAAAAUCGCUGGUCUCGGACUCAGUCCUCACCAUCUCAAUCGGUUGCAGCACCCAAUUUGUCAGCUUUUUUUCGCAAGAGUUGCUCAGACUAAAUGCACGGAACUUUUUUUGCUGUUCA
Physcomitrium patens is the source of this 1288-nucleotide messenger RNA. RefSeq lists its product as uncharacterized. NCBI's taxonomy places the organism in Eukaryota, Viridiplantae, Streptophyta, Bryopsida, Funariales, Funariaceae. The record is from RefSeq and is a predicted model, not a curated record.